AUGAAGUCUGAAUCUCUAGGAAAUUGCCCAAGGGUGCAAGCAAAAACUAGUCUAGUGUCAACAGAAUUGUCCACAGGAGGUAAAGAUAAGAAAAGUCAAGGUUUAUUAGAAGAGAGAGAAAUUAGGGAUCGUUUUGAUUACUUAGAUGAGGAACUAGAGCUGGUGAAAGCAGCUGCCACAGAGAAAAUGGUCAAGUGGCUAUAUGGAAAACAGAUUUGCUUGUUCUAUGCAUUUUGUGGGGUGCUGUUUGGGAUCUGCAGUCUCUCAACACUGACAUUACUGAGCAUGUUAUGCUGCCUCAAAAUUAGUUUUCCAGCUUAUGGGAACAGGUUCAAGAAGGAACAUGGUCAAAUCUUGAUAGCCUGUGCUUGGACUCAUGCAGCAGUUUUUGCAUGUUCUCCCCUGGCUCACCGUGGAGAAUAUGAAGUGGAGCCCUGUGGCACAGCCUACUGCAUUGACUGGCAUUCCACCAACACAAAUGCCAAGGCCACUUCUUACACCAUAGUCCUCUUUGCUUUUUGUUUUGUUCUCCCUUGUGGAGUAAUUGUCACUUAUUCCCUUAUUCUGGUAGCUGUGAAAGAAUCCAGGAAAGCAGUGGAACAGUACGUCUCAGGUCCCACCAGGAUGAGCAAUGCACAAACCAUUACUGUCAAGGUAUUUGAAAGUUAG
Messenger RNA from Pseudopipra pipra, 669 nucleotides. RefSeq names its product melanopsin-like. The record is from RefSeq and is a predicted model, not a curated record. Gene Ontology annotation, biological process: cellular response to light stimulus; phototransduction; G protein-coupled receptor signaling pathway. NCBI's taxonomy places the organism in Eukaryota, Metazoa, Chordata, Aves, Passeriformes, Pipridae. Gene Ontology annotation, molecular function: G protein-coupled photoreceptor activity. Gene Ontology annotation, cellular component: plasma membrane.